Messenger RNA from Erigeron canadensis, 2248 nucleotides. Its product is annotated as protein RTF1 homolog. Gene Ontology annotation, molecular function: RNA polymerase II C-terminal domain phosphoserine binding; DNA binding. The record is from RefSeq and is a predicted model, not a curated record. Lineage: Eukaryota; Viridiplantae; Streptophyta; Magnoliopsida; Asterales; Asteraceae. Bases 110 to 2056 code for a protein of 648 amino acids. The transcript has 2 exons. Gene Ontology annotation, cellular component: Cdc73/Paf1 complex.
AGCGGGUUUAUAAUUGUGAUCCGUUUUCACUUUCGUCUCCAAGUUCCAACAUAGAAACGCAACUACUCAAUCAAGAGGAUAUUUUUUUAUUUUGUAAUAGUGAAAUAUAAUGGCGGACUUGGAAGAUAUGCUUCUUGAAGCUGCAGGGGUAACUGGAAAAAACCAGCAUCAAUCCCCACCCCCUUCGAGGAGGCCACCAAAGGGUUCUUAUUCUGAUGAUGACGAUGGAAGUGAUAAUGAUUCUUCAAGGGAUGGUGACUCUGAUUAUGAUCGUCGUGGUGGGUAUAGUGGCACCAGGAAGCCUUCUUCUGCUUCUCAUGUUCCUUUAAAGAAAAGACCAGAUCCUGUUGAACGAGAUGAUGAACGUAGCAGCAGCAACAGCAGCCGUGAAGACUAUGAUGAACAGGACGACGACGAUGAUGAUGUUGCCGAUCGGUAUGAUCGUGACGGUGAUAGCGAUGGCGCAUCUUAUAAUAGUGAUCUUUACAUAGAUGAAAAUGAUAGGAGAAAGCUUGCUAAAUUGUCUGAGCUUGACAGAGAGUAUAUACUAGAAGAACGUGCUAACAAGAGAAGUGAUAAGGAUAUGAAAAUUAAUAUGAAGAAGAAGAAAGAACAGUCUAAGCAUACAAGAAAACAUAGCCCCCCACCUCACUCUGUAAGCCGGGGAGUGCGCUCUUCUGGUCGCUCAGCUGAUCGUACAUCUGCACAAAAAGAAACCUUGGACAAAUUACGUAACAAACAAAAAUUACGUCAUCAAGAUCCAGAGUCUCAUUCGAAACGCAGAGAUGCUGAUACAGAAAGGAAACGAAAGCACUAUCCAGACUCACCUACUAAAAGUCCCUCGAGUCAUAGUGAUGAUGCAGAUGGAAAUUCAACAGGUGCAAUGAAUGAUAAUGUUGAUGACAAUGUGGAUUCGGUUACAUACGAGGAUGUGAAGGGAAUCACCAUCAGAAGGUCUAAACUAGCUAAAAUGUUUAUGGAGCCUUUCUUUGAGGAGUUAAUUGUUGGUUGUUUUGUUAGGGUUGGCAUUGGGAAGUCAAAGACCGGGCCGAUUUACCGGCUCUGCAUAGUUAGAAAUGUAGAUGCAGCUGACCCUUACAGACAAUACAAGCUGGAAAACAAGAUGACUCAUAAAUAUCUGAAUGUUGUCUGGGGAAGUGAAAAUUCUGCUGCCAGGUGGCAGAUGGCGAUGGUAUCAGACUCACCACCUAUCAAAGAAGAGUUUGAUCAAUUAAAAAAAGAGAUUGACACUCAUGGUGGAAGGAUGCCUAGCAAACAGGAGGUGUUGGAUAAGCGAGAUGCCAUAGAAAAAACCAACUCGUAUGUAUACUCUGCAGAAACGGUGAAGCAAAUGCUCCAUGAUAAGAAGUCAACAAUAAGGAGACCAUUGAAUGUUGCAGCUGAGAAAGAUCGGUUAAGGGAAGCCUUGGAAGUAGCUCAAACGAAGCAUGAUGAGGUGGAAGUUGAGAAGAUUAAAGCCAAACUCCAAGAACUAGAAGCUUCCCGGCAGACUCAACAAAAAGAUAAUAAGGCGAUAAGACUUGCAGAAAUGAAUAGAAAGAAUCGGGUUGAAAAUUUCAAGAAUGCGUCUGAAGUGAAGCCCUUGAAUGCAAAGGCUGGUGAAGCAGGUUAUGACCCAUUUUCAAGGAGAUGGACUAGGUCCAGGAAUUACUAUGUCUCCAAGCCUGGUGAGGCUGCUGCCGAAGCCUCCCAAGCUGCUGCAGUUGCUGGUCUUGAUGGUGGCAACAUUACGAAAGCAGGCCUUGUUGCUACUGUUGUUGCAUUGGAAGCUGCCGCUGAUGCAGGGAAGUUGGUGGAUACUAGUGCUCCCGUGGAUCACGGGACUGAGUCAAACAUGUUGCAUGAUUUUGACCUUCCAAUUUCAUUGGCUGCACUUCAAAAGUUUGGUGGGCCGCAUGGAGUCCAGGCUGGGUUCAUGGCACGGAAACAGAGGGUAGAAGCAACAGUUGGGUGCCAGGUCCCGGAAAAUGAUGGGAGAAGGCAUGCAUUGACCCUCUCAGUAAGCGACUACAAAAGACGGAGAGGUCUGCUUUAAAAUCUGAUGCUUGAAGAAACUUGUGGGAUGGCGACAUUUCAUGUUUAGGUAAUGUAGUAACCGUUUAUGCUUUCUUUUGUUGGCAACUUAAUAGUAGAUAUGAACCUAAAUUAUGCUAUGGCUGUUUUUAUUGUUUGAUUUAUAGCUUGACCUAUAUUUGACAUUCCGAUAUUCUAGUAUUCUUUUUGUUUA